Neltuma alba is the source of this 366-nucleotide messenger RNA. Its product is annotated as lysine-rich arabinogalactan protein 19-like. The coding region runs from base 1 to 366 and encodes 121 amino acids. Lineage: Eukaryota; Viridiplantae; Streptophyta; Magnoliopsida; Fabales; Fabaceae. The transcript has a single exon. The record is from RefSeq and is a predicted model, not a curated record.
AUGGUGGCCUCUCUUUGCGACAAUUUCUUUGCACCUAACACCUCCUUCAGUUUUGAAGACCUCUUAUCUCAUCCAUCCUCUCCUCCUCACCCCAAUCCUGAACCACCUUCUUCGCCUAUCUCCACCUCUCCUACUUAUCCUCCACCUUCUGUCCCUUCCAUAUUAUCUCCUACUCCUUCUCCUACUACCUUGGCCAUUAUCAUAGUUCCUCAACCUGCUCUCUCUGUAACUCUUCCACCUAUUUCUCAGGCCCUUCCUCUAAUUUCCCAGCUUCCCCCUCUCCCUAUUCCCAUCACCUUGCCUACUAUCUCUUCUCCUUCCCCAUCUUUUGAUGCUGACAAAAACGGGGAGAAGAAAUCUGCCUAG